UACAGGAGAUGACCAGAGACUGCGGACAUACUACAGUACAGAGAUGACCAGAGACUGCGGACAUACUACAGGAGAUGACCAGAGACUGCGGACAUAGUACAGGAGAUGACCAGAGACUACGGACAACAGUACAGGGGAUGGCCAGAGACUGCAGACACGGUGCAGGAAAUGACCAGAGACUGCGGACACGGUACAGGAGAUGACCAGAGACUGCGGACAUAGUACAGGAGAUGACCAGAGACUGCGGACACGGUGCAGGAAUGACCGGAGACUGCGGACACGUGCAGGGGCUGACAAGAACUGCGGACAGUGCAGG
Messenger RNA from Staurois parvus, 316 nucleotides. Lineage: Eukaryota; Metazoa; Chordata; Amphibia; Anura; Ranidae. The record is from the annotation of a GenBank genome assembly.